This is a messenger RNA of Hypoxylon fragiforme, 1879 nucleotides long. RefSeq names its product Clavaminate synthase-like protein. Gene Ontology annotation, biological process: carnitine biosynthetic process. NCBI's taxonomy places the organism in Eukaryota, Fungi, Ascomycota, Sordariomycetes, Xylariales, Hypoxylaceae. The transcript has a single exon. The record is from RefSeq and is a predicted model, not a curated record. Gene Ontology annotation, molecular function: oxidoreductase activity. Gene Ontology annotation, cellular component: mitochondrion. The coding region runs from base 102 to 1682 and encodes 526 amino acids.
CUGGAUUGGAAUAUUUUAUUGAAGAUUAAGAAAAAAAAAACCUCUUUACAUUUUCACAUCUAGCAUAUUCAACAUUUCUAAUCCUAACAACAAUAGCAGAAAUGUCUCGAAUUUUGCUAAACCAGAGGGCUCGUCACUUGUGUUCCGCGACGUACAGGCUGGCGCCAAACAUCGGCCGGACCUUUUCAACCAUACCAACCAAACCUUUUGUGUCGCUGGUUGCGAAGCACAAUGUCAGAUCUCUUCUAGGCCCAUGUCGUCAGUACAGCACGGACCCCAACACGGAUUCCAGCCCUGAUCAGGCUACCGAGAAUCAUGUUACCGAGGAUCAAACUACCAAUGAUCAGAUCACCACUGAUGAGACUACCACCAGUGAUUCCAUACCGGGCUCGGAACAACCAGCUCAGGAAUCCAUACCAGACACAUCUCAGGGACCCCUAUCGCUUCAAGUAGAUAAUGACCAAAUCAUCUCUAUCAGUGGAGGAGGUCUUAAAUACCCUGUCAUUGUGGACCGCCACUGGCUCCGUGACUCUUGCGAGUGCAGUAUAUGCAAGGACUCUCACUCUGGCCAAAAGAAUUUCGUUACCCUUGAUGUGCCAACCGCGCUUCCCAUCAAGAAAAUCUCGAAAGAGGAGGACGAUGUGGUUGAGGUCGUUUGGGAAAACGAUUUCCUAAACUCUUCUGAUCACGUCUCUCGGUACUCAGUUGAAAAACUCACACAACCAGCAAAUCAGUACAAGCCAUUAGAUGAAAUACCUAAUAAGACCUUGUGGGACAGCGCAACUUUCGAGAAGGAACAGGUCACUGUUGACUACGAUGAAUGGGUGGCAGGUGGUGAUGGGUUCUUCUCUGGAUUGCGCCAGCUCAACCGUUACGGGCUACUUUUUCUGCGCAAUGUACCACACUCUGAGGAGUCUGUCGUCUCUAUCGCCAAUCAGAUCGGGCCUUUACAGGAAACCUUUUACGGCAGAACUUGGGAUGUGCGCUCCAAGCCGAAUGCUGAAAACAUCGCUUACACAAGUGCCUCCCUUGGAUUGCAUGCGGACUUGUUAUACACACGUGAAUCACCCCAUGUCCAGAUUCUACACUGCCUCGAAAACACGUGCGAAGGUGGUGAAUCGUUGUUUAGCGAUGGCUUGAGGGCUCGUUCCCUAAUCGCUAAAAUGACAAAGAAGAUCUAUGGGCUACUAAGUGAAUUCCGAGUCCAUUACCAAUACGUCAAUCACGGCCAUAACUACAAUAUGAUCCGCGCGGUGUUGCCCAAGGGUCCCCCGAACAGGGUCUCCAACCUAGUGUUCUGGUCUCCGCCCUUCCAGUCCACUAUCCAGAGAGUUAUAAAGUCUCAAAAGGGCAGCGAUUAUUAUCGCAGUUGGCUCAAGGCUGCCUCGGUAUUCCGCCAGCUACUGGAGGAGGAGCCCUGGGUAUACCAGUACAAGCUGCAGCCGGGAGAGUGUGUGGUGUUCGAUAACUUGCGCAUCUUGCACGGACGAAAGCAGUUCGACGAAAACUCCGGAAACAGGUGGCUUAAGGGAACAUACAUCACAGGCGACGUCUACAAAAGCAAGCUGGUCACAUCAGCCGACCAGAUGAAGGCUUUGGGCGAGGAAGAGACCCGGACCUUGAUGCAACAGGCAGAGCUUCUGAGGGAAAAGCACGAUGUCAAGAUUGAUGACAAAGUUUAGAUCUAUCUGUACUAUUGUAUCAAAACAAAGCCACGCGGCUUGUAAAUGGCUACGUGAUACCACAAGGGUUAGUACGUAUGUAUUCUUAUGUAACCUAACUGAUGAAUUACCCGGGUGUUCAUACCACUCUUCUCUCUCAUUCAAUACAGCUUCUGCAUCAAUCGUGGUAGUAGCUCGCGUUAAUCUUGUGCAUCCUA